Messenger RNA from Myotis brandtii (Brandt's bat), 513 nucleotides. It is a transcript of the gene CDC42SE1, whose product is annotated as CDC42 small effector 1. Bases 261 to 500 code for a protein of 79 amino acids. Gene Ontology annotation, biological process: regulation of Rho protein signal transduction. Gene Ontology annotation, molecular function: small GTPase binding. The transcript has 3 exons. Gene Ontology annotation, cellular component: plasma membrane. The record is from RefSeq and is a predicted model, not a curated record. NCBI's taxonomy places the organism in Eukaryota, Metazoa, Chordata, Mammalia, Chiroptera, Vespertilionidae.
GGUUCCAGGCCUGAGGAAGAGGACCGUGCGCCUGCCUGCCCACCUCACUCCCUGGCCCUGCUGGUGUCUCAGGGUCUGAGACACGGGCCUUUCCUGCCCAGCUGAGGUUCCGAGGACUCUCCUUUCUCUAGCCCUGUCCUGUGGCGUGAACCCAGGGUGUUGCGACACCCGAAGGGAGUGAGAAGUGGGCGGUCAAGGCACCAGGGCAAGAGCCCUCUGGGGCCUCGGGCUGCAGAGUGAAACUGGAACCAUCAGGGAACAUGAGUGAAUUUUGGCACAAACUGGGCUGCUGUGUGGUAGAGAAACCCCAGCCGAAGAAGAAGAGGAGACGGAUCGAUCGGACCAUGAUUGGGGAACCAAUGAAUUUUGUCCACCUGACUCACAUUGGCUCCGGGGAGAUGGGGGCCGGAGAUGGCCUUGCCAUGACAGGUGCUGUUCAGGAGCAGAUGAGAUCCAAGGGAAACCGAGACAGGCCAUGGAGCAAUUCUAGGGGCUUGUAGCUCCAACAGGAAU